Molecule: messenger RNA, 813 nt
Organism: Funneliformis geosporum
Lineage: Eukaryota; Fungi; Glomeromycota; Glomeromycetes; Glomerales; Glomeraceae
Source: the annotation of a GenBank genome assembly
AUGAUUCCAACUCUUUGGAAUUUCGCUUUUCCCACAAAUCUUGAAUUAAACGGACUCGAAUCUACGCUUGAAAGGUUUGCGAAUUAUCCAGCUUCCACAAUAAAAGAUGAAAUCAUUUCAAGGUUAGUAGGAGAAAUAGGGAUUCAAGGACGUAUAUUUCGUACAUUAUCAAAAGCAAGUUUAACGCGAUAUCAAGGAACAAUUUCAACAUCUACUUCAGACAUAAUUCAAACGUUCGAAAAAUUCAAAAAUUCUGAUUUAAAAGUGAACUCUUUAAAUAUUAUAAAAUUAGAUUUAACGAUCGCUGAAUUGUUAAAAGAAUGUGACUUAAUUAGGAGUGGUUAUGGUGAUAUUCAAAUUUCUUUACAAAAGAUUUCAACUAAUAUUCAAUCUCACAAGUCUACGAUACAAAGCGAAAAGGAUUCACUUGUACAAUCAAUUGAGAAUUUAAGAUAUCAUGCAAGAAAUGAGAAGUUGGACGCUAUAAAAUCUGGUAUAGUUGCAGGAUUCGGUAUUGGAAGUUUAUCAAAUGCCACGACAUUUAUCAUGGUGCCUCACUUUGAUUGUGGUUUAACUUUGUUCGCCACGAUUUUCACAGGAGGAUUGUUGGGUUGGUAUUUUGGCAAUAAGAUGAGUUUUAAACUUAAUCAAGAAGCUGGAUUUAAAGGACAACAACUUGAACAUUUAAAGAAAUCCACUGUAUAUAUUGAUGGUGUCAUAGAUGAUAUUAAGGUGUUCAAUGAUGGUGUGGGAUUAUUUGAAACUUUUUGGAGUAGGCAACAAUUUACGAAAUUAAUAUAUUUAUUAUUGUAG